UGGCCCCGAGUGUGACUGGUUUCCGGCCGGCGGUGCCGCGCCAGCUGCCCGGAGACGUGUAACGGACGGUGGGCUGUAGCCAUGACCGAGAGGAAACCUAACGGUGGCGGCGGGGCCGCCUCCACCUCUUCGUCGGGCACUAACUUACUCUUCUCCUCCUCGGCCACGGAGUUCAGCUUCAACGUGCCAUUCAUCCCAGUCACUCAAGCCGCCGCUGCCUCGGCCUCCUUGCUCUUGCCCGGAGAGGAUUCCACGGAUGUUGGUGAGGAGGACAGCUUCCUUGGUCAGACUUCUGCUCACAUGUCUACCCCACAGACAUUUAGUUACUUCUCUCAGGUAUCGAGCAGUAGUGAUCCUUUUGGGAAUAUUGGACAGUCACCGUUAACAACUACAGCAACAUCGGCUGGACAAUCAGCAUUCUCCAAGUCCCCAACUGCUCUCCCUUUUACAACGGGAUCCCAAGAUAUGUCAAAUGCAUUUUCACCAUCUGUUUCGAAGGCUCAAUAUGGUGCUCCACCUUGUUCACAGAUAGGAAUAAAUACUUAUCUGCCUUCUCAGCCAAGUAGUCUCCCGCCUUCAAGUUUUGGGAGCCCACCCCAAGGAACACCCCAACAAGGAUACAAUCCAUAUCGCCAUACCCCUGUAAGCAGCAGGGCUAAUCCUUAUAUUGCACCACCACAGCUGCAACAGUGCCAUACACCAGGCCAUCCCACUCAUCCUCCGCCCUCUGGACCCCCUGUUCAGAUGUACCAGAUGCCUCCAGGAUCAUUGCCACCGAUUCCUCCUGCAGUGCAGUCGGGGCUGCCCCCUCCAACCCAGCAGCAGACACUUGCUAGACCUGUGGCUCCCUCUGUGCAAGCGCCACCUCCUUUUUUACUUCAAAACCAAUAUGAACCUGUUCAACCCCACUGGUUUUACUGCAAGGAGGUGGAAUACAAACAACUAUGGAUGCCUUUCAGUGUGUUUGACUCUUUAAAUCUUGAAGAAAUCUAUAAUUCAGUCCAGCCAGACCCUGAGAGUGUGGUUCUUGGCACGGAUGGAGGGCGCUACGACGUUUACCUCUAUGACCGAAUGAGGAAAGCUGUGUACUGGGAAGAGGAGCCAGCUGAAGUGAGACGCUGUACUUGGUUUUACAAAGGGGACACGGAUAGCAGAUUUAUUCCCUACACAGAGGAGUUCAGUGAAAAACUAGAGGCUGAAUAUAAAAAAGCUGUAACCACCAAUCAAUGGCACCGUAGAUUAGAGUUUCCAAGUGGAGAGACAAUUGUUAUGCACAAUCCAAAGGUUAUUGUUCAGUUCCAGCCUUCAUCAGUGCCAGAUGAAUGGGGAACCACACAAGAUGGACAGACAAGGCCCAGGGUUGUAAAGCGUGGAAUUGAUGAUAACCUUGAUGAAAUUCCUGAUGGGGAAAUGCCUCAGGUUGACCAUUUGGUGUUCAUGGUACAUGGCAUUGGACCUGUGUGUGACUUGCGCUUUAGAAGCAUUAUUGAAUGUGUGGAUGAUUUUAGGGUGGUUUCUCUCAAAUUGCUGCAGACGCAUUUCAAGAAAGCUUUAGAUGAUCGGAAAGUAAGCAGAGUGGAGUUCCUUCCAGUUCAUUGGCAUAGUUCCCUAGGUGGGGAUGCCACAGGUGUUGACAGGAAUAUUAAGAAAAUCACUUUACCAAGUAUUGGUCGGUUUCGUCACUUUACCAAUGAAACCUUGCUAGAUAUUUUAUUUUACAAUAGCCCCACCUACUGUCAGAGGAUUGUGGAAAAAGUAGGAAUGGAGAUAAACCGUCUGCUUGCACUCUUUAUGAGUCGGAACCCAGACUUCAAAGGAGGGAUCUCUGUUGCUGGUCACAGUUUAGGUUCUUUAAUAUUGUUUGACAUCCUGUCUAAUCAAAAAGAUUUGAAUUUAUCAAAGUCUCCUGGGCCUUUUGCUGUUGCUAAUGGAGUUGUGAAGCAGCCACAUUUUCAGGAAAAGCAGAUGCCUGAAGAGCCAAAGCUGACUUUGGAUGAGUCUUGUGAUCUUGACGUUGAAAAUGAAGAAGUCCUAACUUUGCAAGAAACUCUGGAAGGACUUAGCCUCUCUGAAUACUUUAGCACUUUUGAAAAGGAAAAGAUUGAUAUGGAAUCUCUGCUUAUGUGUACAGUUGAUGACCUGAAGGAAAUGGGCAUACCCCUUGGACCCAGAAAGAAGAUAGCUAACUUCGUAAAACAUAAAGCGAUUAAACUGGAACAGAAAAAAGCAGCAUCAGAAAAGAAGGCAGUGAUGGCCGCUUCUGUGAAAGGACAAGAGGAAAGUGCUCAGAAAGCUAAAGAAAUGGCUUCUCUCCCCUCAGAAUCUAGUGAGUCCAAGAGGAAACUGCCAGUUGGUGCUUCUGUUUCUUCUGUGCGUGUUGAUUAUGAGUCUUUUGAAGUUGGCACUGGACAGGUGUCUAUUAUUUACAGCUCAUUAGACUUUGAACCAGAGAUUUUCUUUGCCUUGGGGUCUCCAAUUGGUAUGUUUCUGACUAUUCGAGGAGUGGACAGGAUAGAUGAGAACUACAGGCUUCCCACCUGUAAAGGGUUCUUCAAUAUUUAUCAUCCACUUGAUCCAGUGGCCUAUAGAUUAGAACCUAUGAUUGUUCCAGAUUUGGAUCUAAAAGCAGUUCUCAUUCCACAUCACAAAGGCAGAAAAAGACUUCAUUUAGAGUUGAAAGAAAGUCUCUCGCGUAUGGGAUCUGAUUUGAAGCAGGGCUUCAUUAGCUCUCUGAAAAGUGCUUGGCAGACGUUGCAUGAGUUUGCCCGUGCUCAUACCUCUUCACCUCAGUUGCAAGAAGAGUUAGAGAAGGUAGCCAGUCAGAUCAGAGAAGAAGAAGAAAAGCGAGUAGUUGAAGCAGAAAAGAUUGUUGAAAGUCCAGAUUUUUCCAAGGAUGAGGACUACUUAGGAAAGGUUGGAAUGCUAAACGGAGGCCGUCGAAUUGACUACGUUCUUCAAGAAAAGCCAAUAGAGAGUUUUAAUGAAUAUCUUUUUGCUCUUCAGAGUCACUUAUGCUAUUGGGAAUCUGAAGAUACUGCCCUGUUAUUACUUAAAGAAAUUUAUCGAACAAUGAACAUUAGUCCAGAACAGCCCCAGCAUUGAUUGGACUUCAGUUUCACUCUAAAGUUGCAGUAUAAAUUACAUUGCUGAGAAGAUCCCCAGAGGACAUUCCCAGCUUGCUCCUGUGAUGGGUCACAGAGUAUUGAUUCAUCGACAGUUGCUGAGAUGUAAUUCUCAGAUGUAGGGAUUCAUUUGAAAGAAAACAUACUGAACAAAAAGA
Molecule: messenger RNA, 3280 nt
Organism: Ceratotherium simum simum (southern white rhinoceros)
Lineage: Eukaryota; Metazoa; Chordata; Mammalia; Perissodactyla; Rhinocerotidae
Gene: SEC23IP
Product: SEC23 interacting protein
Biological process (GO): endoplasmic reticulum to Golgi vesicle-mediated transport
Cellular component (GO): cytoplasm; COPII-coated ER to Golgi transport vesicle
Molecular function (GO): protein binding; metal ion binding; glycerophospholipase activity
Source: RefSeq, a predicted model, not a curated record